Messenger RNA from Pelmatolapia mariae (spotted tilapia), 1110 nucleotides. It is a transcript of the gene rdh20, whose product is annotated as retinol dehydrogenase 20. Lineage: Eukaryota; Metazoa; Chordata; Actinopteri; Cichliformes; Cichlidae. The transcript is spliced from 5 exons. The record is from RefSeq and is a predicted model, not a curated record. Gene Ontology annotation, molecular function: oxidoreductase activity, acting on the CH-OH group of donors, NAD or NADP as acceptor. Bases 1 to 951 code for a protein of 316 amino acids. Gene Ontology annotation, cellular component: lipid droplet.
AUGAUCUUUCUAAUGGACCUCCAGAUGAUGCUGCUGGAUGUCAUUUACUUCAUCCUGAGAAAUUCUUUGCGGGUUAUCUUGCGUCCACGCACCAAGCCCAUUGAUGGCGAGCUGGUGCUCAUAACCGGAUCAGGCGGUGGCCUGGGUCGUCUCUUUGCUCUGGAAUUCACCAAGCAUGGGGCAGAAGUGGUGCUGUGGGACAUUAAUAGCAAUUCCAAUGAGCAGACAGCCAAGCUGGUGCGUGAGAUGGGGGGAAAGGCGUACACCUACACAGUGGACGUAACCAGCCGGGAAGAUGUGUACCGCAACGCAGAGCUUAUGAGAAAGGACCUCGGUCGGGACGUUACAAUACUAGUGAACAAUGCUGGAGUGGUGGCUGGGAAGCGCAUCCUAGACUGUCCUGAUGAGCUGAUUGAGAGGACUAUGAAAGUCAACUGUCAUGCUCUGUUCUGGACAGUGAAGGCUUUCCUCCCCCAAAUGAAGGCCCAGAAUCACGGACACAUCGUGACCAUUGCCAGCGUCCUCGGUCUCUUCAGCACAGCUUGUGUGGAGGAUUACUGUGCCAGCAAGUUUGCUGCAGUGGGCUUCCAUGAGUCUUUGGCCCACGAGCUGCUGGCUGAGGAGGUAGAAGGAGUGAAGACUACCCUUGUGUGUCCCUACAUUGUGGACACGGGCAUGUUUGAAGGCUGCAAGAUAAGGGAGGAAGUGGAACUGCUCCUACCCCCUCUGGAGCCCCAGUAUUGUGUUGAGCAGGCUAUGAACGCCAUCCUGGUAAACCAGCCAUUAGUUUGUAUCCCUCGCCUCACCUACCUGCCUGUUCUUUUCAGGGCGUUGUUGCCAUGGGAAUCUAACGUGACUGCUUAUCGCUUCAUGGGUUCUGACAAGUGCAUGUACCCCUUUAUUGAAACCACGAAAAAACAAGUGACAAAUGGCUCUGUUGCAGUCGCCUAGUCAUACAUUUUUACACAAAGAAACAACUCUAGGAGUACAAAUGUUAACAAUACCUUCAAAGAUAUUUCAAAUGGUCCACAAUACAUCAGACAGGACAAAAAAAAAAGAAAGAAAAAAAAUGUGGGUUUUGUGAACAAUAGGCCAAAUUGUCCAUCUGCA